GUUUUACAUGCGGUUGCCUUGUUGCCUUGUUUUUUGUUCAGAGGUCCUCUUCUCUCUAACUUCUUCUUUCUGUUUUCUCAGAAAACAGAAGAAAAAGUCACGAAAUGGAAAACGGGAGAAACGGCGUCGUUCCGGCGAACACCCUUCUUCCUCCUCCUCCUCCGGCCAACAAAUACCAGCAACGCAUUGAGUUGGUGGAUUUGGGUGUAAUGGAAAGAAAAACGCAUCUCACCACGCGCACAGACAAAUCCAGAAUAAUCGGACUCCUCAUUGCGAGUGUUCUUCGACGCCGCCUCCUCCACCGCACUCUCAUCUCCGCCAUCUCCGCUUCCCUUCUUCUCCUCUUCGCCCUAUUCUCUCUCUUCAUUCCCUCCCCGACUCCGCCUCACACUCACCUUAAUGCCCAAGUUAGAUCACUCUUGGAAACGCAUCGGGAUUCCGUGUUUGGGGUUCCGGCGAGUGGAGGAAGUUGCAAACAUGAUUUAUGGAGUUCGACGCAGUCACGCCUUUUCUAUGGUUGCAGUAGCGCUGGUGACAAUUUCGCAAAGGCCAAUGUAAAAACUCAUCCAGAUAGAUAUUUGUUAAUUGCUACCAGUGGAGGUUUAAAUCAACAGAGAACAGGGAUAAUUGAUGCUGUCGUGGCUGCAUAUAUUUUGAAUGCUACACUUGUCGUUCCAGAGUUGGAUCAUGCAUCUUUCUGGAAAGACACCAGCAACUUUUCUGAACUGUUUGAUACAGACUGGUUCAUAACAUUUCUGCUGAAUGACGUGAGCGUUGUGAAACACCUUCCGAAUUUGGAAGGGAAAUUCGUGGCUCCAUAUACGCUGCGUGUUCCAAGGAAAUGCACCCCAAAGUGCUACAAGGAUCGGGUUUUACCCAAGCUGGUCAGGAAGCGGGCUGUUCGGCUAACUAAGUUUGACUAUAGACUUGCUAAUAGGUUGGAUGAAGAUCUACAAAAGCUUAGGUGCAGGGUUAAUUACCAUGCUCUCAAAUUUACGGAUUCCAUUCAGGAGAUGGGUCAUUUGUUGGUUGAGCGGAUGAAAAUGAAAAGCAAGCAUUUCAUUGCUCUACAUUUGAGGUUUGAAUCAGAUAUGCUUGCAUUCUCUGGUUGCUAUUAUGGCGGGGGAGAAAAAGAAAAAAAAGAACUUGGUGAAAUUAGGAAACGGUGGAAAAAUUUACACGCAAGCAAUCCUGAAAAAGUUCGAAGACAUGGAAGAUGUCCACUCACCCCAGAGGAAGUUGGUCUUAUGCUAAGAGCACUUGGUUUUGGAAGUGACGUUCACUUGUACGUGGCAUCUGGUGAAAUAUAUGGAGGUGAGAAAACGUUAGCUCCCCUCAAGGCUCUUUUUCCCAACUUCCAUUCAAAGGAGACCAUAGCUACCAAAGAGGAGUUGGCACAAUUUGUGUCAUUUUCUUCUCGCAUGGCUGCACUAGAUUUCGUAGUUUGUGACGACAGUGACGUUUUUGUUACAAACAACAACGGUAACAUGGCAAAAAUUUUAGCUGGAAGAAGGAGAUACUUUGGUCAUAAACCCACCAUCCGCCCAAAUGCAAAGAAGUUGAACAAGUUAUUCAUGAAGAAAAAUAAUAUGACCUGGGAGGAAUUUGCCUCUCGAGUUCGAACUUUCCAGGUAGGCUUUAUGGGAGAACCAAAUGAAUUAAGACCUGGCAGUGGUGAGUUUCACGAAAAUCCAUCAUCUUGCAUAUGUCAAAACUCAUCAUCUGAGUCGGGGGUAAAAACUGGGGGCAUUUCCUAUCCCCGAAAUCAAACACUUGAUAACUACGAAAUCAGGAAUAGAAAAAACUGGGCUGAAGAGCAGUUUACAGAGGAAGAGCUGGAGUGGUCCGAGGGAGAUUGUUUGCACUGUAAGAAACGGAAUAGGCUGAAUGCAAUUAAACUUGAUUCAAUUCCUCUUCUAAUGAGCACGGGCCAAUCUGAAUUGCAAGCAUUCUUCUCUGAUUAGACAAAGAUUAAAUUCCAUCUCUAACUCUGUUAUGCAGCACCUUGUCCCUGAUUUUUCAGUGACUGUGGUAUGCUUCCACACAUAACUUGAGACAUUUUUUCCAUGGAAGGAAUUGGAAAAUUAAUGUUUAGUACAUAUUCAGGUAUCGAACCACUUCAAAAAUGUAAACUGUAGCUAUUGUAUAGACUAUUUUUGAGUUUGAAGCUUCUGAACUGAAACUCACGAAGGCCUUCUUUUGUUUAGAUGUACAUUUGUCCCUACUUGAUGUUAGUGAUAAAACAAACAAAUCAUAGAAGAAUA
Vigna unguiculata (cowpea) is the source of this 2264-nucleotide messenger RNA. RefSeq names its product protein ROOT HAIR SPECIFIC 17-like. The record is from RefSeq and is a predicted model, not a curated record. Lineage: Eukaryota; Viridiplantae; Streptophyta; Magnoliopsida; Fabales; Fabaceae.